CCAGUGAGCCCACAGAGAGAGGACAGGGAGUGAGAAACCAUCAAUGGCGGAGAGCCGGAGGUUUCAGUUGAGCAGUCAAUUGUCAGGUAAAAAGUGAAAAAUGAGUGAGCAGUCAAUUACGUACACGACUCAGAUCAGAGCCGACGGUUUCAUCAUCGGAAAGUAGAAGAUAAAAAAGAGAGGAGCCGAGCGAAAGCCGCAGCGGAAAUGUCGGAGGCGGGAGGAUCGAACUCGUUCCGGGACGAGCUGGCGAGUCUGUUAGGCGAUCCUGUCGGAAUCUCGACGCCGUCGUUCGCAGCGCCGGCGGCGGAGGAGGAGCAGUCGGAGAGUUUGAGGGAUCAGGUGAAGGGGUUCGCGAUGGCGUGGGGGGAGAUUCUGCUGGAUUUGGGGAGGGGAUGUAAGGACAUUGUGCGGCAGAGCUUGUUGACUGAGGACUCGUACGUUGUGAGGAAGCUGGAGAAGCCUUGUGCUAAGGCGAAGGCCAAGUUGAGCUACUUGAAUGAGUUCUUGCCGGAGGAUCGGGAUCCGGCGCACGCUUGGCCGGUGAUUCUCUUUGUUUUCAUUCUUGCUCUUACAGCUAUAAGUAUAAAUACCGAACACAAAACCUUGGUUCGACAAGUGAAGAGAGUACAGAUGCAUCCUCCUAGUGCUAGUCAUGUGCUACUUCCAGAUGGAAGACGAUUAGCAUAUCACGAGCAAGGUGUCCCAGCUAAAACAACUCGAAUUUCACUGAUUGCUCCUCAUUCGUUUCUGUCAUCACGACUUGCAGCUAUGCCGGGAAUUAAAAUAUCGUUGCUUGAGGAGUUUGGUAUCCGCUUGAUCACAUAUGAUCUCCCUGGCUUUGGGGAGAGUGAUCCUCAUCCCAGCAGGAAUCUGAACUCAUCUGCAUUGGAUAUUCUGUGUUUAGCCAAUGCCAUUGGUAUUGAAGACAAGUUCUGGGUACUGGGCCACUCAAGUGGAGCUAUGCAUGCUUGGGCUGCUCUCAGAUACAUUCCUGACAAAGUUGCAGGUGCAGCUAUGGUGGCCCCAAUAAUUAAUCCUUAUGAAGCUGGCAUGACUAAGGAAGAGAUGAAAAGAACUUGGGAACCAUGGGUUCUUAGAAGGAAAACAAUGUACUUCUUAGCUCGUAGGUUUCCAAAGUUUCUAACGUCUUAUUACCGCCGAGGCUUCCUAUCAGGAAAGCAUGACAGAAUUGACAAGUGGUUAUCUCUCUCACUGGGCAAGAGGGAUGAAAUUCUACUUGAAGAACCAAAAGUUGAACAACAUUUGCAAAGGGAUGUGGAAGAGUCAAUUCGCCAGGGCAGUACUAAACCCUUUAUAGAGGAAGCUGUGCUACAAGUAUCCAAGUGGGGGUUUAGUCUCGCAGAUCUUCAGGUGCAGAAAAAGUGUCAUCAAACAGGAAUUCUAACUUGGCUCAGGUCCUUCUACAGUGAGGCAGAAUGCGAACUGACUGGAUUUCUAGGUCAGAUACACAUAUGGCAGGGGAUGGAUGAUCAGAUAAUACCACCAUCAGUGACUGACUACAUUUCACGGGUUUUACCUGGAGCUUAUGUGCAUAAGCUCCCAAAUGAAGGCCACUUGUCCUACUUGUAUUUCUGUGAUGAAUGCCAUAGACAGAUGUUCGCUACUCUUUUUGGAAGCCCUCAAGGUCCAGUUGAGGCAGAUGUUACUCCAUCUAGAUUGGAAGGCAAUCCGGAACAGCUAUCAACAUCAAACAUUGAUUCUCACAGGGAAUGACACAGUCUGCUAAUUUGUUCAGUUUAAAAUUCUGAUGUAUAUACCACAGUUCGCGCAGGAGCAUAAAAGACCAGAGUUUUCCCAAAUUUGUAAGUUUAGCACUUUUGACGCAACAGCUACUUAGAAGAAACAUGAUGGUCCAAUUUACAUGAUCAUUUGUAUGAACCUGUUUGACAUCUCCAGCGGAAGCUUCAAGCUUUUGUGCGGCCAGAGAAAGGAAAAUAGAGCUCUUUUAUAGAAUAUGUACGCCACAAAAUAUGAAUAAUUUUGGGGUUAAACCCAUUAGUUACACUAAUUUACUCUUCUUUACAUGUUACCAGUUACCUUUUCA
Molecule: messenger RNA, 2068 nt
Organism: Argentina anserina (silverweed cinquefoil)
Lineage: Eukaryota; Viridiplantae; Streptophyta; Magnoliopsida; Rosales; Rosaceae
Exons: 7
Coding region: 208-1737 (509 amino acids)
Source: RefSeq, a predicted model, not a curated record